CUAAAUUUUACAUUUCUCAACGUUUUUCUUUCCUUUGCGUAUAGCAACAGUUUGAUACCUUUAUUCUGCUCCUUGCCACUUACUGCAUUUUGAGUUGUAAAUGUCAGUUCUCUCUGAAAGCAGCAUGGCAACAGCGGCGGCAGUGACAACGGACAUGUCUUACAUAUUACCACCAAUGCCAACAUCAACAGAGCAUACAAUGAUACCACCCAGCACUUAUUUGACUGGUUUCCUUAUACCGACACCACAUAUCCUUGCUACUGCCGUUGACCCUUCUGCAACGGCAUCUGCUGCAACGAUAUCAGACGCACCACGGGAAUCACAUAAACCAUGGGAUAUCAAUUUUGGAGGCGAUACGGCCGAGAAAUAUCUGAACGAUGCUAAGCAUGCUGCAGACAUAGGUUCACAGUUUACUAUUUGUCUUGUUGCUGGGUUAAUUUUUUUUAUCGCCUUUUGCUAUUUUAGAACACGAGUAACCACUCUAUUUUCACCUCGGUCUAACAUGAAACGACAUAAACCGCCAGAUUUGCCCAAGUCUUUCCUUGGUUGGAUCUGGCCGUUAUUGAAAAUUGGAGAUGAGGAAAUGUUGAAUAAUGUCGGUUUGGAUGCUUUACUGAUGCUGAAAUUUAUCACCAUGGGGAUCAAGAUCUUUGGUGUUUGCACAAUCUUUGGCAUUAUCGUUUUUAUUCCCAUUACUAUGACUUCUGACGCGUCACAUAUCGGCAACUCCACUUCCACACUGGACCGCCUUUCGAUCAAUAUCAUUGAAGAGGAUUCACAUAAACUUAUUGCUUAUCUUGUGUUCGCCUAUGUCUUCACCUUAGUCACAUUUUUCUUUCUUAACCAAAGCUACAGUCGUUAUAUUUACCUACGAGCAAAAUUUCUCUUGAACCAGUCGAAGAAAAACCUUGUCACUCGAUCCGUUCUCGUCACAGGUCUGCCUGACUAUUUACAAUCUGAUGAAGCGUUGACAGACUACUAUGAACACUUAGGCAUCGGACCUGUAGAAAGCUGUUAUGUUGUAAGAACUGUAUAUCGAUUAAGUACCUUGAUCAAAAAGCGAGCCAAUGCCUUGACAAAGUUGGAGGAAGCCUAUGCAAAGUAUUGGGGCAAUCCAUGUAAGAUACCAGGAUACGAUCCUGAUAGGAUAUUAGACGACGUUGGACUAUAUAAGAAAGUAUUGGAUUUAGCUGAGCAAAGAGAGAGUGAUAGUAGCAGCUCAAGUGAUGAGGACGAAGACAGCAUGAGCGGAUUUAAACGCUUCAGGAGAGACAGUGGUACUGUUCCGGACAAAAAUGGUUCUCUUGUACCGAAAGAUGCUGAGAAGUUAAGAAGACGCCAAAAGUUUGGCAACACCACUUUCUUCAAAGGCCUUAUCGAGCCUCUAAGCAAUAAAGAAGGGGGUCAGAAGAAGUCGAAACGUCCUACCGUUCGUGUGGGCGGAUUUUUGGGAAUAGGUGGGAAGAAAGUGGAUGCCAUUGAAUACUAUACAAAGCUAUUUGAUGAUUUGGAUAAAGAAGUACUCGACCGUAGAAAAUCACCACAUUAUGAAAUGACAUCUGUUGGUAUUGUUACCUUCAAAUCUAUGAGCAGCUCGGUUAUUGCAUCUCAAAUUGCCAUUAAUCCAGAACCUUUCCGCUGUCGUACAGUUAUGGCGUAUGAACCCAGAGAUAUCAUUUGGGAUUCCAUUUAUAUUCGUGGACGGGAACGCAUUAUUCGUGAAGCUAUUAUUUGGACUGUCACUGUCUUGCUCUGUUUGACCUGGUUCAUUCCUGUGGGUGCCAUUUCAUCCCUUCUCAGUAUUGAAACCAUCAUGAAAAUUAACCCUAAACUUGGUGCGAAAUUGGCAAGCAACAAAGUAGCCAAAUUGAUCUUUGGAUCUUUCAUACCCCCAUUAGUGCUUAAUAUCUUUACCUCUAUUUUACCCACUUUCUUCGACAUGAUGGGUUAUUACCAAGGAUUAAGAGCUCGAAGUGCCGUAGCGGAAACAACACUUAGCAAACAGUACUUCUUCUUGAUUUUCUUCACUUUGAUUUUCUAUUCUGUCGUCGGUACGACUUUACUCACCAUCGCGUCUGAUUUUGCAAAUGACCCCAAAAAGAUUCCUGAAUUUCUUGCCAUUGUUUUGCCUGAGCUUGCGCCAUUUUUUAUCAAUUAUACCCUGUUACAAGGCUUCUUAAUUAUGCCCUUGAAUUUGUUAUUGCUUGGUGCUAUCAUUAUCCGUGGUUUUAAUCAAGCAUUUCUAUGUAAAACGCCUCGACAAUAUGCACAAAACCGUGCACCUUGGGCAUUCAAUUACGGUAUCGGUUAUCCAGCUCCUUUGCUGGUUUUUGCUAUCGUCUUUGAGUAUUCUCUAAUAUGCCCUUUGAUUUUACUGUUCGGCACUAUGUAUUUCUGUUUUACCUACGUCGUCUAUAAAUAUCAAUUUCUUUAUGUUUAUUUUAGACCUUACGAAGCUGCUGGUAAAUUAUGGACAAUGAUCAUACCUCGAGUUGUAUUUACACUACUUUUAUUUCAGCUUACAAUGCUGGGUUUGUUUCUACUGCGAACGGAAUACGUUUUGGGUGGCUGCGUUGUUCCUCUGAUCGGCCUGACCUUUCUGUUCAAUUUCAUUUUACAAAGAGCCUAUCGCCACAAUGCUCACAAUCUACCCAUGCAAUUGUUACGCGAUAAUUAUCAUGAAGAGGAAGGGAGUGAUCCUGAAACAGAGUCAGACGAAUGUGAUUCAGAUGUAGACCACGUUGUCAGUUCUAGAGGGAAAAAAAAGAAAGAAGAGGAAAAGAGGAAGAAUGAAAGAGAAGGCGCAGUACUAGAAGCUACUACGGGUAGUGGUGAUACGUCAACAGCUUCUGCUACUGUACCCACCAUCCGUAUAGUGCCUGACCCCGAUGAUCAAAAACAACAACAAGUCCGUAACCGUUGGAAGCAAGCAGCUUUGUCCGCCGUCAAACUCAAACCGGAACCUAUUUCUCUACAGGAAACCAAUAGCAGUGGUCAUUUAGCUCGCCCACGUCAUAGCAAGGUGAUUUUGGAUGAGGAUGAUUACGAAGCCACGCCUGAUAAGUAUACGGAUCAUCGACAGCCGCCUAUGAAUCUCAAUCCCGGUAUUCUAGACUCAGGCCUGAAGAAGUAUGGCAAUCCUGUUCUGGUAGGUAUUCUACCUCAGCUUUGGCUACCUGUCAAAGAUGCAACUGUCGCUAAGAAAGAAGCAGAUACUGCUGCAAAAGCUGCUGAAGUGGGUCAAGGGCCUGAUGUGGACGCCCAGAAACGAAUCGUGCAAAACCGUCGCAGAAAGGACUUUUUAAGAAAUGACGGUGCCCUGGAAGGUGGAGGUAACCUCGCGAAACGUUUGGCUUCUAUGUUGCGAAAGGAAGAACUCAAUCGACGAAGAAAGCGACAGCACCGUCUAUCGCAAGCAAACCCUGAUGAUACUGAUCUGGAACAAUUAAGGCGGGAAGAAACGCAAGAGGACCUCAUGAUGGAAGAAGCAAGAAGGACGGCUCAUGAUUAUGCAGCGACGAUUGUUAGCGAUCGCAGAAGAAGUGAAGGCUAUAAUACGUUAUCUUUACGUAAUUUAUUCAAACGAGCGGCAGUGGCAGGGAAAAAACAAUCUCCCACUAACAAAGACGGCGAUAGGAAUCAGCCCUCAUCAGCGGAGGCUUUCCGUUUAGAGCACGUUAGCAAUAAAGAGGAUAGGAGCAAUAAUGGGCCUUCACUAGGGUCUGCGGAUGAUGCAACAAUAGAUUCCCUUGAACGAGGGUAUGCACCUCCCUUAUAGAGGGUAGUACAAGCAACAUCAUCCAUACUGAGCCUUAACCCACAGUGUCAUUUUUCAUACCUAUCUCCAAGAUCGACUGCACAAUUUUGAACACCUGCUGCUCUGUAUAGACCAAAUUCCAAACAAAUACGUUAAUAGCAGCAACAAUAUUUAUUAGCACUGAAGAUAAUAAGUUUUCAAAUGAGAUCCAAGUACAUAAUUC
Messenger RNA from Mycotypha africana, 3980 nucleotides. RefSeq lists its product as uncharacterized. Gene Ontology annotation, molecular function: calcium-activated cation channel activity. Bases 101 to 3778 code for a protein of 1225 amino acids. Lineage: Eukaryota; Fungi; Mucoromycota; Mucoromycetes; Mucorales; Mycotyphaceae. The record is from RefSeq and is a predicted model, not a curated record. The transcript is spliced from 10 exons. Gene Ontology annotation, cellular component: plasma membrane.